CGCCUCUCGUCCCUCCACUCCCGCCCGUCAAAUCUGCCUCUUGAUUCUGUUCACACACAUCAGCCCAACGAUGGCCGCCAGCUGCUGUUGCUCUCAUCAAGACGAUCAGAGUGUGUUCAACGUCAAGAGUUUGUUACUUUUUCUUCACUUUCAGUCUCAUGACUAUGCGGAUUGAUGAAAGUGUCAUCAACCCACUUUCUCUAUCAGCACUUUUGCUUGGAGAGGUUUCUUUUCUUUUAUCUUCUCAUGCAGAUUCGACUUUUUCUCUCGCGUUCUCUCUCUCUCCCUCUCACUCACUCUCCUUCUCUUGCCCCCCAUCCUUCCAGCUGACCUUCCAGGCUCUUGGUGCGGAGGGCUAACAAGGCAGUCGUCAGUCCUUCAUCAGACGAGGGGCAUCGACCAUCUCUUGUCUGGUUGCGGCCUGAAACCUGACAUGCCUGAGGCAAUCACGUUUCUGCGCUAAAGGUCUGACUGGACUGCCGUAGCCACUCAUAUCAGAGUGCCCACCGCCUUUCGGGUCUAGCUUCAUGUAAGUACUGGUACCUGGGUACCCUGUUUUUCUUACCCACGGGCUUUGGCUUUUCUGCCCUCGUCUCCCGUCUCCCUCUACUCUCUCUCUCUCCUCUCGUCUCUCUCCCGUCCCGUCGCCGCCUCCGCCCUUUUCCCUCUCCAGUGCGUCCGGCUAGGCUGUGUCGCCUGGUUGGCCGGACGGCUGGACUGGGCUGGCUGGUGGUAGGCCGGUAGCCAGCCAGUGCUCCCCAGCAGCACAGCGACAAGCCGUCGCGCAUCUCCCUCGCCUACAGGCAACUCGAGCUGAGUGAGAUGCACCCAGCAUCCCAGCAUCCCCCAUCCGCCGCACCCUCCUCUCUGCCCCCCAAAAGAUCCCAUACCGUGUGUCGGUGGCCUUCGACUACAGGACCCCCCGUCUCCAUCCAGCCCGCGCACCAAAGCACAAGACAGAGCGACCUGACCCAACCCAGCAGUACAGUUACUGUUCCUUCCCCGUUCGCCCUCUUCUCUCUUCACUUUUGGCUUGGCCUGGUCUCUCUCUUUCGCCUGCACGUACUGGGGGAAGGACUGGGACCUGUCUCGCUCAACUCGCACCGCACCGCACCAAGCACCACCGCACCCGCACCCGCUGCCGCUGCGCUUUCUGCUACUCUCCUUCGGGGGACCCAUCCUUCCAUCCUUCUCCUUCGUGUCGUGCCCCCUCUCUUCUUCUCUUUCAAUCUCUUUUCCACCCUCAUCCUCUCGACACAAACCACCCUGUCCUCCCUCGCUUUCGGUCGAAACACUCGGAUUCCUCCUCAUCCCACGUCUCUCGACUCGAUACAACCACUCGAACCGUCCCAUUCCUCUCCUUCGACGAGGCGCAACCGUACAGCCCUUCCCUCGACUCCGUCUGCCCUUUUGCUUCGGUUUCUUGGACACACACUUCGCGAUCACUCGAAAACUUUUCCACCACACGCCUUCAAGAAACUUUUGUGACAGUAACGACAACAUCGAUUUUGCAGACGGUCACUGCUGGCGAUCCGGCAAUCCGCUUUGUUUUGCGUUCCCACGCCUUUUCGACGCCCUGCCCUUUGAGCCAGUCUCGACUCCCCCGUCGAGUCUUGUCCUCGAACUCGCUGAGAUCUCUCGACCCGACCACUCACUGCCCACCGACGGAUGAUCACGCCACAACGUCUCGCUGUUUCCGCGGUUCCUUUGACGGCUGGCUCCUGUGCGUUCAGACAGGCGUCGUCAUGCUACCCAGGUCGCAACAGUAAUCAGCUCACGCAUACCUCGACACCAAUCCCCCAUUACGAGGCGAAUUU
This is a messenger RNA of Colletotrichum destructivum, 1817 nucleotides long. RefSeq lists its product as uncharacterized. The record is from RefSeq and is a predicted model, not a curated record. The transcript is spliced from 2 exons. Bases 823 to 1488 code for a protein of 221 amino acids. Lineage: Eukaryota; Fungi; Ascomycota; Sordariomycetes; Glomerellales; Glomerellaceae.